AGCAAGCUGGGAGCUCUUACCCACACAGAAUCCCUGGUUUGCUUAGCCCCCUUCACCUUCCAUUGUCCAAUUCCUUCAUCCCUGCUAGGGAAAGGGAAGGCUACCAGUCCUUCCAUUUGGAGGACUCUUAGUGAAUGCAGCCUAGCCAAUGCUGAUGUUUCUUGGCCAGCUGAUGUGGCCUUGGAGAUCUGUUUAUGAGAUUGUUGUUUGUCGGAGCUAUAGGACAGUCUCUGCAUACUUGAAGCUUUGGGCUCAUCCUACAAUCAAACCCCGUCCUUUGCCUGUUAAUCCAUGGGUUCGGAUUUCUACUCGUGGCCCUGAGAUCUCUGGAAUCUGCUGGUGAUAUCUAGAACCUUUCUGAACGUCAGGCCUCUUUAGGUCGCUGAGGAGCCAGCGAGCACAGAUCAGGAGGAGACGAACGCUUGAGCCCGAGAUGGCAGCCACCCUGCUCAUGUCUGGGUCUCAGAUGAGACUUAAUGCCGUUGCCUUCUCGACAUUUCUAACCAUGUCUCUAAUUUCAAGAAGAAAAGCUGGUUCUAAACUCCUAGAUACCAAGUAGUGAGGAGGCAUUGUGUGAUUUCAGGCCCCCGUGACAUUUGAAGAUAUGGCCAUGUACCUCACUCGGGAAGAAUGGAGACCUCUGGAUCCUACACAGAGAGACCUUUACAGGGAUGUGAUGCAGGAGAAUUAUGGGAAUGUUGUCUCACUGGAUUUUGAGAUCAGGAGUGAGAAUGAAGCAAACCCCAAACAGGAGUUUAGUGAUGAUGUGGAAUUCGCGACCAUGUCGGAAGAGCCUCUUGAGAAUGCCGAGAAGAAUCCUGGAAGCGAAGAGGCCUUCGAAAGUGGGGACCAGGCGGAAAGGCCAUGGGGAGACCUGACAGCGGAGGAGUGGGUAAGCUACCCUCUCCAGCAAGUCACCGACCUGCUUGUCCACAAGGAAGCGCACGCGGGCAUCCGCUACCACAUUUGUUCUCAGUGUGGGAAAGCCUUCAGUCAGAUUUCAGACCUCAAUCGCCACCAGAAGACGCACACGGGAGACAGGCCCUACAAGUGCUACGAGUGCGGGAAGGGCUUCAGCCGCAGCUCGCACCUCAUCCAGCACCAGAGGACACACACGGGCGAGCGGCCCUACGACUGCAACGAGUGCGGGAAAAGCUUCGGCCGCAGCUCGCACCUCAUCCAGCACCAGACGAUCCACACCGGGGAGAAGCCUCACAAGUGCACCGAGUGCGGCAAGAGCUUCUGCCGCCUCUCCCACCUCAUCCAGCACCAGCGGACCCACAGCGGGGAGAAGCCUUACGAGUGCGAGGAGUGCGGGAAGAGCUUCAGCCGCAGCUCGCACCUCGCCCAGCACCAGCGGACUCACACCGGCGAGAAGCCUUACGAGUGCAACGAGUGCGGCCGGGGCUUCAGCGAGCGCUCCGACCUCAUCAAGCACUACCGCGUGCACACCGGGGAGCGGCCCUACAAGUGUGACGAGUGCGGGAAGAACUUCAGCCAGAACUCCGACCUGGUGCGGCACCGCCGGGCGCACACCGGGGAGAAGCCCUACCACUGUAACGAGUGCGGGGAAAACUUCAGCCGCAUCUCCCACCUUGUCCAGCACCAGCGGACUCACACGGGCGAGAAGCCAUACGAGUGCACGGCCUGCGGGAAGAGCUUCAGCCGCAGCUCGCACCUCAUCACGCACCAGAAGAUCCACACCGGGGAGAAGCCCUAUGAGUGUAACGAGUGCUGGCGAAGCUUUGGGGAAAGGUCCGAUCUGAUCAAGCACCAGAGAACCCACACGGGAGAAAAGCCCUACGAAUGCGUGCAGUGCGGAAAGGGCUUCACGCAGAGCUCCAACCUCAUCACGCAUCAGAGAGUGCACACCGGAGAGAAGCCUUAUGAAUGUACCGAGUGUGAUAAGAGUUUCAGCCGGAGCUCAGCGCUUAUUAAACACAAGAGAGUUCAUACCGACUAGGCCCUGUAACCCCGGGUAAGAAAUGACUCGUUUGGAGGCCAAGUGAUGUUUUGAUAUCAGCGAGCUUCCUUAAGACAGCACUUUUUUAAUGGUCUGGCUUCCCUUGUUAUGGGGUACAGUCUAAAACACGAAAGAAAACAACCUUUUGAAAUUCUGACCCACGGGGAUGCUGUCCCCUCCUCCAAAACGGUGAUGUUUAUUCACUGAUUAUCAUAUGAAUUGCUUCAUCAAAGUCAGCCCCCUCCUGAGUAACUUGAGAGCUGAAGACCAGAGGACAAGAUGCUGGCAGACAGACCUACGGACCCAAGCUUGGGCCUGGAGAUGGAGAACAUGUUUAAUUUUUUUCUCUCGUAUCUUUGGCCCGGGAGAAAUAGGAUGGUCACAGCUGCUUUGGCAGAAGGCAGGUGGACUUGCCCUGAGCUGCGACUGUUGACAAGCUGUAGUGGCUGGGCUCACACACAUCCCUUCCAAAGGGCUCUUUUUUUUUUUUUUUUUUUUUUGAGUAGCUCACCUUCAUAGCUAAGCAUCUCCUUGUGCACAGGAUUCUGCCUGCUGAAAGCAGUGAGCACGGGGAGUUUCUCCUUGUUCCUCACUUCUGUAUAGCUUGCAUGGUUUUGAAAGCUGACCGGAGAUACAAUGUAACGGGAGACGGGAGGCACAGGUUGGAGGACCAAGGGCCCAUGGGCGGUGGUGAGUCAGCAAGACUGCCAUUCAUCAGGCUUCUGUAUUUUCUUCGAAAAUCACUUUAGGGAUUCUAGUAGGAAAACUGCCUUUAGGAAAAGAUAAGGCUGGAAGUGGAGUGUUAGUAGAAAGAAAACUCACCGCCCGGGGAAGGGAACCCAGAACUCUUCCCAGGGAACAGCAGUCAGGGCUGUGGUCUUUGCCGUCUAACCUUUAAGAUCACUCGCCCCUGCACUGCUAACUCUAGGGCUUGAGAGGGCCACACCCCAGUCUUUCUCUUAGCUUGCAUAAAGGCAUGCGUAUGUACAGUGAAAUGUGUAUUCUGAUAGCAGAAACUGAAGUCAUAAGAAUCAGCAUGUUUUUACGUGAAGUAGAUCAUAAGCUAGAACUGUAGACAUAACUCUGAUGUGAGAAGUGGCCUUUAUUUUUCUUUUCUUACAGAGAAAAAGCAUUCGUGCUCAAGCACGGUGCACUCCUGUAGGGUUUGGUUUUGUACAGAACUAAGCACUUGUGUGGAUGUGUUCACCAGUGGUGAGAGAGUGGCUGGACACUCAGAUCCAUUGUCCUUGCUCAGUCUGAUUUAUCUUUUGUGAUGAGUGGCCUCAUCCGAAGACACGGAUAAGCCUACGGAGGAAUGUGUUUCCAGCAUCCAGACACAAAUAGUGAAAUGAGUUGACCCAGUGUAGCCCAGUACUUCAGUUCUCCUUAGAUAGCCCAGAUGUUGGUGCUUAUUCAGCCCCAAGGGGAUGGAGGGGAGCCGGCACCCAGGGAGCUGGGACUUCGUGUGUGUGUGUGUGUGUGUGUGUGUGUGUGUGUGUGUGUGUUUGCGCGCGUGCGUGCGGGCACGUGUAUGUGAGUGCAUGUAUGCAUUUAAAGAGUCCCAGUGUAUUUCUAUGGUGCUUCGUUGCAAAGUUGCAAGUGUAAUUUUUAUUAUUAUUAUUUUUUUACUAAGAAAACCCUUUUUUGUUUAAGUUCUUUGGGAUUUGGCACUUAAAGCCCAGUGCUUUGGUUACAGAGAGUCACUGUGGCCACCACAGCUGGAUGAUAGUAUAUCACUAGUGACAACCUGAAAAGGCAACCGAAGGAGAAACCACUCCGGGGGGCCUCUAAGUGGGCACUCCCAUUAGAGGACAAACUUGGGGCAGGGCACAUGGUUUCUAUUCUGUACAAAAUCUAGCCUACUGUGGGUAUUCAUAUUUUAAUAGCCUACUGUGGGUAUUCAUAUUUUAAUAGCCUACUGUGGGUAUUCAUAUUUUAACUGUUAGGUGACUUACAUGUUCUUGGUAACUAAACUCAGAUGUGUCUUCUGUAUCAGCGCAGCCAGUGAUUAGGGUGGAAUUCAGCCCCCCCCCCCUGUUGCUUCUUUGAGCUUUAUAAGUGACUGCUUGGGAGUGGCUUAUAGAAGACAGAACCUCUGAUCCAGCUUCAUUGCACCCCGUUUCCCUCCUCUGUUCCUAACACAUACACACACACACACACACACACACACACACGCACCCCCACCAUGCCCAUGCAGCCCCACCCUUUGAAGGCUAUGCUGUAUUCCAUUUGCUGCUUUUGUCUUCUAAGAGAUAAAGGUUCCCAAUUGCCUUCCCAUCUCUUCAUAUCCGUAUACUCCAGCUGGGUGGCUUAAAAGGCAGUGGCCGUGCCAGCUCAGUCCACUCCGCUGCUGUCAACUGCUCCCCUCCCUGUGCUGAGCUGUGGAAGUCAUACAAGCACCACACUUCACUAAUGCUAUGUGCGUGCCUUCUGUUUACAAGUCCCUGGCCGUUUCUGCACAUACCAGACAGUCUGUGCCUGUGUUCUAUGCUUGUGGAGAGCGAGUGAACAGGUAAAUCUGUAGAGCAGAGAACCUUGGUAUUGGUCAUUUAUCCUAGUGUCUUGUCUAUAGCUGUAUUAUCUUAACAAUAUUCUAUAAUUAAAGGUAUAAUU
Messenger RNA from Mus pahari (shrew mouse), 4576 nucleotides. It is a transcript of the gene Znf436, whose product is annotated as zinc finger protein 436. Gene Ontology annotation, molecular function: DNA-binding transcription factor activity, RNA polymerase II-specific; RNA polymerase II cis-regulatory region sequence-specific DNA binding. Bases 605 to 1963 code for a protein of 452 amino acids. Lineage: Eukaryota; Metazoa; Chordata; Mammalia; Rodentia; Muridae. The record is from RefSeq and is a predicted model, not a curated record. Gene Ontology annotation, cellular component: nucleus. Gene Ontology annotation, biological process: regulation of transcription by RNA polymerase II; central nervous system development. The transcript has 4 exons.